Messenger RNA from Punica granatum (pomegranate), 2597 nucleotides. The record is from RefSeq and is a predicted model, not a curated record. NCBI's taxonomy places the organism in Eukaryota, Viridiplantae, Streptophyta, Magnoliopsida, Myrtales, Lythraceae.
UUCUCUCUAAAAACCUUUCAGUGGGGAGCUGCCUCUCUCUCUCUUUCUCUCUCAUUCUCUCUCCCUUCCUUCCUCUCUUUUUCUUGCUGGCUUUACUUUUUCAGCUUCAAUCAUUCCCUUUAGAGCUUCUCUCCCUCUCUUCUAGUCCCCCCCUCUCCCUCCCCCUCCCCUGUCGCCUUCCUCGAAUUCCCCUUCUUUUGUGCUGAGUCCAAUCCCAACCAGAGGAAGAAAGAAAGAACAGAAAGAGGAGAAAAAAGGCAGAUAGCAGCUUGCUUCAGUUCACUGCUGCUCUGAUACACAGACAUGGCUUCUGAGACUGUUCCAUCCGAUCACCCCACUGCUGAUCAGCUGAUGGAGAAGAAGGAUACUGAAGAAGUAAAGACGGUCAAAGAGGAGGAAGUCGUCCAUAAGGAAGAUGCGAAAGAAAACAAGGAAGAGGUGGAGAUUGCUAAAGAUGUCGCGGCCACGGAAUCUGAAGUUUCGGUCCCUAAAGCCGAAGAAGAAACAAAACCUGUGGAGCACAUUGAACCUACGGCAGUGACCGUAUCCGAAGCAGUCGAAACUGAGGGUGCCGCAGUGGAGCCUGCCGUGGCUGCUCCUAAGGAAGUGGAAGUUUCUGAAACACCUGAGCCUCCUGCAGUAGCUGCAGAGCCUGCUGAAAGUAAGCCUGAUGAGAAACCAGAAGAAGCAGCUGUGAGAGAGACUGUUUUCGAGGAGAAAAGAGAAGUUCAAGCAGAGGAUGUAAAAGUUGAGGAGAAACAUGCAGUAGAAGCUGUGGAAGAGAAGUCGGAGGAGAAACCAGUGGAAGAACCGGUUGAAAGUAAAGCGGAAGAAUCUGUAGUGGCGAAAGAAGGUGAAGACAAAGUGGAGGAGAAAUCCGUAACUGAAGCAGUCAAGAGCAAAUUAGAGGAGAAAGUGGAGACGGAAGUACCAGUGGUGAGUGAAGUGAAGGAGCAAAUGGGAGCUGAGGCAGUUGAAGCCGAAGUAGUGGAGAAAACAGCAGAGGUAAAAGUUGCAAGUGAGUCGGAGGAGAAAGUGGAAGCUGAAGCUGUUCAGAGUGAAGUGAAGGAGCAAAUACCAGCUGAGGCAGUUGAAGCUGAUGCGGAGAAAUUAGCUGCUGAGAAAGUUGUGAGUGAAUCGGAGGAGAGGGCAGAGGCUGAGACAGUUGCAAAGGAGUCGGAAGUGAAGGAAGCUGCUGAAGCAGUCAAAGAAGAACGAGAAACAGAACCAGUGGCUGAAACAACCGAGAAGCUCAAAGAAGUGGAGAAAGUAGUUGCUGAGAAAGUUGUGACUGAAUCAGAAGAGAAAGCUGAAAAUGAGACAGUUGCAAAGGAAUCAGAGGUGAAGGAAGCUGCUGAAGCAGCCAAAGAAGAACCGAAAACAGAACCAGUGGCUGAAACAACUGAGAAGCUCGAAGCAGUGGAGAAAGUAGUUGCUGAGAAAGUUGCGACUGAAUCCGAAGAGAAAGUCGAAACCGAGACAGUUUCAAAGGAAUCAGAGGUGAAGGAAGUUGCUGACGAACUCAAAGAAGAAUUGAAAGAAGAAGCAGUGGCUGGAGCAACUGAGAAGCUCGAAACGGUUAAGGAAGUAGCUGCUGAGACUGUGGAACCAAAAGAAGUUUCUGAGAAAGUCGGUGAAGCGGAGACUAAACCAAUAGAAGAGUCGAAUAUCGUCGAGAAUGUGGCGGAAAAAGUGGAGAAGCCAGAGCAAAGCAAUUCCGUGAAGGAAGAGAAGGAACCCGCUGCAGUUGAGGAAGUGAAAUUAAGUCCUAAAGAAGUAAGUGCAACGCUAGGGGAGGCAUUUGCUGCUGAGGACACGAAGAAAGAAGAGGCUGCAACUGUGGUGGAGGACAAAGCUGUGGUGACUGAGGCAGCAGAGGAGGUGAAAGAGAACGGAAGCGAAAAACUCGAGCCAAAGCUAGAGGAGCCAAGUCUUGCCGAGAGGACUACUCCUGAGGCCAAGACAGUUGAGGAGGUGGAGAAGAAGGAUGAGACUGGAAAAGAAGAGAUACCCCCAAAAAUCGAAGCACCGAAAGAUUCAAAAGAAGGCGUGAAGGCAGAGGAGGCUGUGAAAACCGAGACGAAGGAGGAGACCAAGGAGAGUGAGGACACCAAAGCCACCCGGGACCUUCCAGUUCAAGAUGCCCCUGCAAAGACCACGAAGCAGUCGGGCAACAUAAUGUCGAAGGUGAAGCAGUCACUCGUGAAAGUGAAGAAGGCCAUCGUUGGCAAAUCUCCGAGCUCCAAGACCAUUACGGUGGAUGCAAAGGAAGGUGAAAAGGUCAAGUAAGUACAGGAGGCAGAAGGUUAAAUUAGUGCUUUGGAUUAUAUUGUUCGUCCGAUUUGUUUGUCAUAGCAUUCUGUAAAUAGAAGGUACUGGUCAUGCAUUCAUUCGGGUUUGAUUCGAUUUGAUGUAAAAGCUUGAGUGAAAGGAAGAAAACAACAUAGGGACAGGGUAGAUAUGGUGUCAAAAAAGUAUUUUGUUUGAGUUUGGUUGGUGUUUUUGUUAUGCUGAGUUGUGAUGUGGGUGUGGCAUUUACUUAAUUAAAUUGGUUAGACAAUGUAUUGAUUUUUUUUUUUUUUAAUCUCCUCCCUCUC